This is a messenger RNA of Chrysoperla carnea, 1627 nucleotides long. RefSeq names its product RNA-binding protein MEX3B. The transcript is spliced from 2 exons. The record is from RefSeq and is a predicted model, not a curated record. Lineage: Eukaryota; Metazoa; Arthropoda; Insecta; Neuroptera; Chrysopidae. The coding region runs from base 131 to 1465 and encodes 444 amino acids. Gene Ontology annotation, molecular function: RNA binding.
AUCGAAGAUUUCGUGACAAUCAUUAAAUAUUUCGCAUAGACGUAUUUUUGUUUUCGAACUGUAGUAGAAAAUUUGUGUGUUUUUUUACUUUAUUUUUUAUUGAGAACUUUUAAUAAAAACUGUAAGUGCAAUGCCAUCAAGUUUAUUUGCCGAUUUAGAACGCCCUAGUGGCUUAGAGGAACAACGGGCUUUACAAUUAGCUUUCGAAUUAAGUAUGUUGGGCUUAACAGAACCGUUGGCACCCACAUCAUCCGGACCGGUAAGCCCGACCGGUGGUUUAACCUCAUUUGGUAAUUCCGUUGCCGGUUUAGAUGAUGCACGAUCCAAAAAGUCACAAAAUAUGACUGAAUGUGUUCCGGUACCAAGUUCUGAACAUGUUGCUGAAAUUGUUGGACGACAAGGUUGCAAAAUAAAAGCAUUACGUGCAAAGACCAAUACAUACAUUAAAACGCCAGUACGUGGUGAAGAGCCAGUAUUUGUAGUGACCGGACGCAAAGAGGAUGUUGCAAAAGCAAAACGUGAAAUAUUAUCAGCAGCUGAACACUUUUCACAGAUCCGUGCAUCACGUAAAAGUAAUUUAGCAUCCGGUUUAACAUCCGGCACAAGCACACCCCCAGGACCACCAGCUAACAUUCCUGGCCACAUUACAAUUCAAGUACGUGUACCAUAUCGUGUUGUUGGCUUAGUAGUUGGACCAAAAGGUGCCACAAUCAAACGUAUCCAACACCAAACCCACACAUAUAUUGUCACACCAAGCCGUGAUAAGGAACCAGUAUUCGAAGUGACUGGUUUACCAGAAAGUGUUGAAACUGCACGACGUGAAAUUGAAGCACAUAUUGCUAUGCGUACUGGUAAUGGCGCAACAAUUAACGGAUCUGGUGUUGGGGGUUUAGGAUCUUUGUUAAAUGAUCCCACAGGAAUCUCAGAUGCACCAGAAUUGUUGGCAUCUUUAUAUAAAUCUGGCUUGGGUUCAUUAUUUGGAUACUUGGAAUCAUCACAACAAACCCAAACAGACACAUUUGGAUCGACAAUGAGCUCAUCAACUGGAUCUUCAGGUGCUUUUUCUAGUUCAGGUUCGUGUUCAAGCAGCUCAAGUAGCUCUGGACGACCUGGUAAUCGUAUCAAUGACUUAGUCUCCAUAUGGAAUUCAGAACGCGAUGAAGGUUUAGGUGAAUCACCAAGCUUCGAAAGUUCAACAACAACCAGCUCAAUCUGGUCAUUUCCCGGUGUGACCCUAACAUCACGACCAUCCCCAGCUACAUCAGUGAGUCCAACUGACUCAUUAUUGGGAUCAGCAAAACGUGAAUGCUUAGUAUGUUCAGAUAAAGAGGUAACAGCUGCCCUAGUCCCAUGCGGACAUAAUUUAUAUUGUUUGGAUUGUGCAAAUCGUGUAUGCGAAGGUGCUGAUCCUGUUUGCCCAGCAUGCAGUUUACCUGUUGUGCAAGCAAUUCGUAUCAUAUCUUAAAUACACACACUACUUAUUUUUAUUAAGGGUGCUCAUUCUUUUACUCUCUACUUACGUUGUUGUACGUUCUUAAUCAUGACGUCAACAAUUCAUAUGAUAUUUUUGUUUUUGAAAAAUCUCCUAAAAAAAAGACAAGGCGCCCAAAAUUUAUAAAAAAAUGUG